CAGCAACAGACAUCACUCGAAUCUUCCCUGUAGGAUCGACCUCGCCACUCAACCUGCCACAACGAUGGUCUACGAAAACUCGGGAUGUACAAAGGACGAGAUCCGGGCCAUGCACGCCCUCGUCACGCAGGUCAGCAGGGCGUUCUUUGACCCGCACUUCGUCAUCUUGAUGGAUAGGAUGAUGACCAGCGACAUGCAUCUCGAACCAGGUCUGGGACACCAGGUCGGGAUCUCGGGAGGGGCGAGCGCGAGCGAGACGAAUGUAGGGAAAUUAUUGAGGCUCUUACAAAAGCAGCGGCUGGUCAAGAGCUUUCUAAAUUAUGAAAACUCUGCCGGUCGAGGCCCCGACGGCCUCCCUCUCCAAAAACGCCAGACCAUGAAACGUCUCUACUGGUACAUCGACUACCACGACUUUGCCCUCGUCGUCAAAUACCGCUUGGCCGUCAUGCGCAGUCAGAUCGAGGCGGGCAUGGUCAAGUCCGACACCUCCAAAUCCGACUACAAAUGCCCUCAAUGCGCCAAAGAGUUUGACGCGUUGCAGAUACCUUCGCUCAUCCAGAAUCUGGCCAUGAGCAUGGUCGACAGGGAGGGCGAUUUUAUCGUCGCCUGUGACGUCUGUGGGGAACAGCUAGAGCCCAAGAUGAACGAGCGCGAAUUGACAGAGGCGGACAAGAAGAUGGAGGUCUUUAACAAUGCGAUGGCGCCGAUCAGAAAGUCGUUGCAGAGGGUGGAAAAGAUAGAAUUUGAUCGCUUUGAACCGAUCGGAUGGUUACUGAACCACGUACCCGAGACGAUCAUCGUCGAACGUGACGCCAAGGAUCGACGGGUCUACGUGCCUUGGGAGAAACGAAGGGAUAGAAACGGACCGGAUCUCACGCCAGAGGAGAAACAGGCCAAGAUCGACGCCGAGAUCGCGAGAAAGAUCGAGAUCGAGCAAAACAAACAGGUGUUGCCGGCAUGGGCGGUACAGUCGACGGUGACGGGUCAACAGACCGAGUUGGGUGUCAAGCACGACAAGCUGCAACAGGUCAGGGCGGAACGAGAGGCGAGAUCGCUUUUGGGGCAAGAGGAUGUCAAGGUGGAUACGACGGAUGCUGAAUUGGAUGCACACUAUGCCCGACUCUUGGCAGAAGGAAGAGACAAGGCCGCUACUACCACCGCCGCCAGCUCGGACGUCAAGGACGAACCUGGUUCGAGCCGCGCACCAUCACCCGGAGCGAGUGCGGGUCAGGACGAUGGUGAUGGGGACGACGAGAUGGAGGCCGUGGACACCAAUGUCAACAGGGCAGAGGAAGUCGAGGCUUUGAAGAGUACCAUCGUCAAAGUGGGCGAACAGGAUAUGCGGUACGGCGACGUGACAGAGGAAGAUCAGGAGAGGAUGUCUUCGGACGAAUACUUGAACUAUUACCGAAUCGCCGAAGAACUGGCGCAGCUAGAAGACCCUUCCGCCGACGGCAUAUAGUCGCACGCUCCCGGCCCAACCAAAAUCAUCUUAGCAUUGACAGACAUCGCUCUGCACACCAUACCACAUCGCAUCGAAUUGAGCUUAUUCAUCACGUUGUAUA
Filobasidium floriforme is the source of this 1565-nucleotide messenger RNA. RefSeq lists its product as uncharacterized. The record is from RefSeq and is a predicted model, not a curated record. Gene Ontology annotation, cellular component: transcription factor TFIIE complex. Lineage: Eukaryota; Fungi; Basidiomycota; Tremellomycetes; Filobasidiales; Filobasidiaceae. Bases 65 to 1462 code for a protein of 465 amino acids. Gene Ontology annotation, biological process: transcription open complex formation at RNA polymerase II promoter. The transcript is spliced from 8 exons.